Messenger RNA from Frankliniella occidentalis (western flower thrips), 2616 nucleotides. Its product is annotated as glucosidase 2 subunit beta. Lineage: Eukaryota; Metazoa; Arthropoda; Insecta; Thysanoptera; Thripidae. Gene Ontology annotation, molecular function: calcium ion binding; protein binding. Gene Ontology annotation, biological process: N-glycan processing. The transcript has 11 exons. Bases 23 to 1645 code for a protein of 540 amino acids. The record is from RefSeq and is a predicted model, not a curated record. Gene Ontology annotation, cellular component: glucosidase II complex.
CCGAAUAGUCAUUGUCGACGUGAUGUCAAUGAAAGCGAUGGCAGGUUGUUGGAGACCGGCAAAAUUUUUGGAGAAUAUGAUGCACCUUUUAGUUAUUCAAUGUUUAUUUUUAAUCUUAGUAGUUCAAUUGUACCCUGCAAGUAGUGCGCCUGAAAUAACGAGGCCUAGAGGAGUGUCUAUUUCAAAAGCCUCUAUGUAUGAUCCUGAAAAGGACUUCAAAUGUUUUGAUGGGAGCAGAACACUGCCUUUCUCUCUUGUGAACGAUGACUAUUGUGACUGCCCUGAUGCAUCCGAUGAGCCUGGCACAUCUGCCUGUCCAUCAGGCAUCUUUCAUUGCACCAAUGCAGGACAUUUUCCUCUCAAUAUUCCAUCAUCUCGUGUAAAUGAUGGCAUAUGCGAUUGCUGUGAUGGCACUGAUGAAUACGCCAGCUCAGCAGGAUGUGAGAACACUUGUCUUGAACAGGGCAGAUCAGCCCGAGCUGCUGCUUUGCGACGUGCUGAGUUGUCAAAGCAAGGAAAUGAGUUGAGACUUCAGCUUAUUAGACAAGGAAAACAACAAAAGGCUGAUAAGAAGAUUAGGUUAGAACAGCUGCAGAGAGACCGUGAAGAAGCAGCACGUAUUAAACAAGAAAAAGAGUCAUUGAAGAGCACAGCUGAGGAAUUGGAGAAGGCAGCUUUAGAGAAAUAUCGGCAGGCUGCUGAAGAGGAAAGAGCAAAGCAAUCAUCAUCUGCCCAGGAAGAACAAGAGGCCUUUGAACAAUUCCAAAGACUGGACUCCGACCAUGAUGGCUUUAUCCGAAUCAGUGAUUUACAAACAAGGCAAACUUUCGAUAAGGAUAAGAAUGGUGAGGUUUCAGAGGAGGAAGCUUUGUAUUUUAUUGAACAUGAUGAGCUAGAUUGGAGCACUUUUUAUGCAGAAGCAUGGCCGAAGAUGAAACCUUAUUUAAUGAUGGAAAAGGGGCUAUUCACUCCACCAUCAACCCCACCUCCCAGUAUUGAUGCUCCAGGUGAAAAUGCUGAGGAGUUCCCUGCUGAUAAUGGUGAAGAAGAUGAGGAAGAGGAAGAGGAAAAUCCAGAAAAUUCAGAAGCCACUGAUGUACCUGAUGUGGAGGGUGAGGCAACUGAAGUGACAGAGGAGCCUCCUCAGUAUGAUGAAAACACCCAAAACCUUAUUGAAGAGGCUCGCAAGGCAAGAACGGAGUAUGAUGAAGCUGAUCGUUCUCUGAGAGAUGUUGACCGUGAAAUCCGUGACAUCGAAGAUGGUUUAGGGAAAGACUUUGGUGAAGAAGAAGAAUUUGUGACUUUGCAAGGACAGUGUUUUGAAUUUACAGACAGAGAGUACACUUACAGGAUGUGUCCAUUUGAUCAGGUUACUCAAACUCCUAAAAAUGGAGGUGCAGGCACCAGAUUAGGAUCUUGGGGAAGGUGGACUGGAAAUCCUAAAUAUAGUACAAUGCUGUUUGAAAAUGGACAAGGCUGUUGGAAUGGACCUCAGCGAACUGCCACAGUCAAUCUAGUCUGUGGACUUGAAAACCAACUUACCUCAGCUAGUGAACCAAAUCGUUGUGAAUACUUGUUUGAAUUCUCCACUCCUGCUGUGUGCACUGCAGAAUCAUCAGAUGGAAACCCUCAUGAUGAACUCUAACAAGCAAACACAAGUAACGUCUCACAGGGUGUUUAAAGUAAGAUAAUUGAAUCAAUUCAGUGUGUGUUGCAGAUUUAUUUCUCAGGUCAGUUGUAAUGAAGUUUAAUAAGUUAGGUUCUAUUUUUUAAUUUAACAAUUGAAAAUACUGUACAAAUGUAAAAAGUUAUUGGUUAAUGUGCUUCACAUGUAAAGAACAAAAAAUUGAGAAGUUGCUCACUGUUUGCAAUUUUCUAAAACAUACGAGACAAUUACAUUAUUAAAUUGAUUGGCUCAUGCAAGCUUUGCUAGUUGAGGCAGGAAGGUAACUGUGAUUUGUGGUGUUAGUGAGGGGCCAUGCACUUAUUGUUGUAUCUAUCCUGUUUUGGAGUACCUAGGUGAAUAACAAGUGGAAGAAUUUUCCCUCUUGCACAAAGUAAUGUCUGGUCUAUUAAUUGGGACUGUGACAAUUUUUUUUUUAAUUUUUUUUUUCCUUUUUAAUGUGCUACACAAUUGGUAUUUUUGAUCAAAUCUGUAUAUUGUAUUAUGGAUUGUUUUCAACUAUUUACAAUUGUGUGGGCACAUUUUACCAAGGAAUAGUAGGUAGCAUAGCAUUUCAAUAGUCCAUUUUAGUUGGGGGAUGUGAUAUGGUUUGCUUGUUUACCACAAAAUCAGUAUUGAUUUAUAAAUACAACCAGUGGUGUUCUUCAGUGUUUCUGAGUAAAGACCCAAAUUUAGUAAAUUUGAAGCAUCCUGUGUCAUGUAAUGUGAUGCUUUCGUAAUAACUAGGUGUGAAAAAAGAAUCAGGAACAAAGAAUUCUACAGUAUCAGUGUCAUUCCAAACUGAUAUUAUGUAGGCAUUUAUCUUCUUAACUAUGUUAUUUUUUAUUUUGUUUUUAGCAGGACAUUCCAAAAAGGGUUUUAUUUUAAUAAUAAUUUGUACCGUCAAAUGUGAAAAGUCUGAGGCUCCAGAAAUAAAUUGUCACUAAAAAUUG